AUGGCGAGGAAAAGUGACAAUGCAAAGAAUAUUAAUAUCGCGGUGGUUGGACUUUCUGGCACCGAGAAGGACAAGGGACAGGUCGGUGUUGGCAAGUCAUGCCUGUGCAAUCGCUUCAUGCGCUCCAUGAGCGAUGAUUAUAAUGUGGAGCAUAUUUCGGUGUUGUCACAGUCUGACUUCAGUGGACGUGUGGUGAACAACGAUCAUUUUCUAUACUGGGGCGAGGUGACGAAAAUAGGAGAGGAUGGGACAGAGUUUCAGUUUCAAGUUAUAGAACAUACCGAAUUUAUUGAUGACGCGUCAUUUCAACCAUUUAAAGGUGGCAAAAUGGAGCCAUAUGCGAAGAGAUGCGCGGCCACGAAGAUCACAAGCGCGGAAAAGCUCAUGUAUAUCUGUAAGAACCAAUUGGGUAUAGAGAAAGAAUACGAGCAGAAGGUUCUACCUGAUGGCAAAUUGAAUAUCGAUGGAUUUUUGUGUGUGUUUGAUGUGAGCCUCGUGCCAAACAGGGCGAUUGAGAAGCAAGUUGAGAUUGUGGCGAAUAUCCUGAACAAUUUGAUGAAAACGAAGAAGCCGAUAGUACUGGUUACAACCAAAAACGAUGAUGCAAAUGAGCAAUUUGUCAAAGAGGCCGAGAAACUUAUAAUGCGCAAAGAGUACAAAAGCUCGAUUUUAAUCGUCGAGACCUCGGCGCACGAGAACAUCAACGUAGAUCUGGCGUUUAUGAUCCUGGCGCAGUUGGUUGACAAGACGAAAAUACGUAGCAAAGUAGUGCCAUUUGCCGAGGCAGCUAGAGCCAGGAAGGAGCUCUUGGACGCGUCGACAGAGUCGUUGCAGAGAUUGAUCCGAAUACAUGUGACCGAUUAUCGCGCCUUAUGGUCGCAAGCAUCGAAGAAACUCGCGCAACUCAAAGAAUUCUCCACUUUUGUAGAGCUGUUUGGUAUCGAAGCGACGCAACGGUUAUUUAGAAGGCACAUCAAGAAAUUGAAAGACGAACAGAUAGCGAAGAAGAUACAGGAUUACCUGGACAUGUUGCCAGAUAUACUUCACGAGAUUUGUCCAGAUAUAUCGAAUUUAAUUAAUGAAGAAUGGUCGGCGGUGCAACAAUAUAUAAAGACUCAUCCCGAUUUUGAUCAGUACUUCUACGAAUGUCCUGAAGAUAUACCAUGGAUCGAUUGUGAUUUUGGAGAAAAUAAUGGCACGAAAAUUCCAUAUGACGUGUUGGAGACUCCUGAAGCGGAGACCGUGUUUAAAAAUCAUAUAAAUGCCUUACAACAAGAACAACGGCGGCUAGAACUUCCGAAAAGGUGGAAGAAACAAUUCAAGCAAUUGUUGGAAGAAACUGGCUAUGUUACACCCGGGAAACAUUUAUCUGAAGUUAGAGUUUUAUUUAUGGGCAGGGAAUGUUUCGAGGAGCUUUCUCAUCAUGAUUGUCAAGAAAUUUAUGAUCAGCAUCAAAAGGAAAUUAUUGAAAAGGCAAAACAUAAUUUUCAAGAAUUAUUAUUGGAACAUGCCGAUCUAUUUUACCACUUUAAAAGUAUAGCUCCAUCUGGAACUAUUACACAAGAUGAUAUAAAAGAAAUUACAGACGCAUUAUUGGACGAUUUUAGAUAUAAAGCGUUAGAUAGAUUAGAUCAAGACAGAAAGUUAAUGUUGUUUCAACAUUUGGGAUUUGUGCAUUGUCCUAUAAGAGAACAUUGUCCUGCUUAUCCAAAUUGCAUGGAUGCGCUUAUAGAGAGGAUACUUGGAACGAAAGCUCACAGACCUUCCUCAUGGAAUCACAGUAGUCAGUGGCAGUUAACGUCGGAGAACAAUCAGUUAAAUUUAGUUAUUCUUGGAAGUAACGGGUUAAGUGAAGAAUUUGCUCGCGAAAUAAGGGCACAAACGGAUGAUGAUGAAGUGGAAAUAGAUUGUCAACUCUACACUCUUGGAUAUCGCAUCAUAGAUGGCGAUGUCGGACUACCACAUAAUUCUUUUACUACCUCCGAUUUCAUGCCACAUGGAUCUUUUUGUAUUUAUUCGAAUGAAGAUUCAUUUGAGUACAUCCGAUCCUCUUUAGAGAAAACCUUGUUAUCAAAUUUGGAGCAGGAAGAUAGAUUACCGUUCCAAGGAUUGCCCAUUGUAAUAAUGUUUAUACCAGAAGUCAGUAUUGACGAAAUGGAAGCCAUGAAACUCAGAGAAGAGGGACAAAAUCUCGCUGACAGUUUGCAGUGUCCCUUUAUUGAUGUAUGCAUAGAUGACCUAGAGCAAGAGAAGCACAAGAGAUUUCCAACUUCACUGGUAAAGGACGCUCUGCAGCAACUUAUACAAUCUAUAAAUCAUAGAGCUGGUUUUUUAAAUAUAUACCAAAGCGUUAUUGAAUGUUUGGAGCCUGAUAUUAGGAUAAUAAUGUGUAUGUUCUGUGGAGAUCCUUAUUCGGUCGAAAACGUUCUCGGUCCUUUACUCAAUCAUCAAUGUUGCUUUCUCAGUGGAGACAGAUCUAUAGUUUUAGAAACAUUUCUGGGCGAAUGUAAACGACGAGUCGAAGUUAUUAUCUCGAGUUUUCAUGGAGCCAAUGCGUUCAGAGACGAAUUGGUACAUGGUUUUAUACUUGUCUACUCCACAAAGAGGAAAGCCUCUCUCGCGACUCUAAAUGCCUUUUCCACCAACAUACCCAAUCUGCCGAUACAAAUAAUGGCUGUGACCGAUACUGGCGGUGCAACUGCAUUCUUUAGUAACGACUUAAGUCAUCUACUUAUCACAGAGGGAAACGCAAUUGCGGACAAAUUGGAGGCACAUUUUAUGACAUCGGCAUCCAGUUGUCAACAGAAAACCGCGUUUUACACACCAUUCUUCAAAGUAGUAUGGGAAAAGAAACCAGAAAUCGAGCAAGCAUUUAACAUGGAGGAACCAGGGAAUUUGAAUGAUAGCGGGGAAGGUACUUUGGAGUAUUCGGCUUUGCAUCCGAUGCCACCGCCGCGACACGAGAGCUAUCAUCUCCAAACGCCGGACGACGGUAUGUCUGUAACUUUUAGAAGCGGCUCCGAGUCAUACGAACAGUUGACGCCCGAUGGUGACCUAGGUGACACCGGUUUGACUGAACAAUUUGCCGAUCACAGAGCUACACCGAGCGACGACAGUGAUAUUUACAGUCAGGUCGAUUUCUAUCGAGAGGAAAGAGAAAGAGAUCUAAUGAAAAACGAAGAACUCACGAAUAAGCUAUCUGGUUGGGUAAAGGACACAUUCAUGCAUCAAGACGGAGUGACUAACAGUUACUCGCAUAGAGCUUUUACAACAGGCCGACGAUAUAUUUCCCAGCCUAAACCGCGACCGAAAGGCAAUAGUCAAACUUUAAAACAGCCCGGAAAAAUCAAUCUAAAAGACUUUUCCAAUGUAACGGACGCGAUAGCUAAGAUGACAAUCGGUGAAAAGGAUGAACACGGUUCAAAAUUGACAAUGGGUCACGCUCCUCUCGCCACACCAGAACUCGUGGAUCUCGGUUCUGAAUACGCGCAGGUGAAAGACGUCGUGCCGAACAUGUAUUCUGCCUAUGACGGUGAUUACAUGUACGCUUUGGUACAAGAUUCUAUAGGCAACAACAAGUCUAAAUUGCGUCAUCGACGUGAAAAGGGACAGCCAUCGUAUAGCGAUUCCGACUCGGAGUGGAGUUCUUUGGAGAGACAAAGAGCGACAGAUGCCUUGAGCAAAGGGAAUAAGAAACCUUCGUCACACAAACGAAUACGCAAGAAACGCACGGCGAUUCCGGUCGCGACACCAAAGGUGCCGUCAUUGGCUAGCAUGGGUAGCGGGGACGGUAUAGUUGGCCUGAAUUACAACAUGAAAGAUGACAAGAAUUGGCGUGUUGAUCCUGCAGAGAGAGUAUCUAGCGAAACGCCCGAUAGUUCUGAAUCGAGCGAUCCAGAACACACGAGGUCCAGAUCGAAACAAUAUAAAUACGCCGCGGCUAGUUUACGGAAAAGAUUUUCCGGAAAUUCUCUGCAACAGCAAUACUUACAACACCCGUUUAAUAUGAAACAUAUGACGCAGGAGAUGUUCAGCGCCUCCUCUAAGCACAGGGGUGAAAAUACAUUUGGCAUUCCAGAUGAUGAAUCAAGUUUAGAUGUCUCUUCACCACGUGAAAUUAAUUCUCCUAGUUUUGGUAUAUUGAAUAAGUCAAAGGAUAGUGACAAAUUAACCAGGAAGAAAGAUAAACAAAAGGCAAAAGAAGACGAAAAGUUGGAGAAAAGAAGGCAAAAAGAAGAGAAACUUAAGAAGCAUGCAGAGAAAGAGAAAGAGAGGGAAAAGAAGAAACAAGAAAAGAUAAAACAAAAUAAAGGCCCGGGAGGCACACCGAUCUCAAAUCAAUCGCAGCAACCCUUGAUUGAGGAUUUUGCGCAGAGUGAAACGAAUCGGAUACCUUUGUUCCUUGAGAAGUGUGUACGAUUUAUCGAGGAUGAAGGAUUAGAUUCGGAAGGAAUAUAUAGGGUACCUGGUAACCGUGCGCACGUGGAAUUGCUUUUCCAAAAAUUCGAAGAAGACGGUAAUGUCGACAUACAUUCUUUGGAUAUUCCUGUAAAUGCUGUCGCUACUGCUCUAAAAGACUUCUUUUCCAAAAGACUACCACCGCUUAUUGACAAAGAACGUAUGAGUGAACUGGAGGAUAUAUCAGGUGCACGAGGUAUUAGCAAACCUAUGUCGGCUACUUGCAUGAACAUGGAAGACCGAAGCGGCAGACUGCUAGCUCUGCGUUUGAUGCUCAACAAAUUAAAUCCAGUAAACUUUGAUGUUCUUAAAUUCAUCUUCCAGCACUUUGUAAAAGUUGCAGAGAAUUGUAAACUCAACAGUAUGGAUAGCAAGAACUUAGCGAUUUGCUGGUGGCCUACAUUACUACCGAUCGAGUUUAAUGAUCUCGGCAGAUUCGAAGCCAUGAGGCCGUAUCUGGAAGAUGUAGUCCAGACGAUGAUCGAUCAGUAUCCUUUCCUAUUCUGUGGUGAGGAUGCUGUUGUAAUGGUGUAGUGACGAGAUAUAUUAUCCAGCCGCGCAAUGCAUAAUUCUCAGUGUUUGUGCGACAAGACUACAAUAUUUCUUAUGGAUAAUGAUGGUAGAAGUGACGUGUCCAGCCGAGGCCUCGCAAUAGUGCAUCUGCCUCAUGAAGUAAUCCGAUAUGAUUUCUUUUUAUACGUCGACGGUUGCGAUACAGGCGUAAACGAUUGGUCUCAAUAGUUUGUAUUAAUACUAAACUUGACUUUAGCGUAUUCAUAAUACGACUAAUAGAAAUUCCACGUUAGACAAUGUGGAUAAUCGAACAAAAUUUCCUUUAAGUAAUUUAGUCAAUCGCAUUCAUUUAUUUUCGGAAUGUGUGAUAAGCAAGAUUUCCCUUUGUGGAAUGAUCGAUCGAUGGUCCUAAGGUUAUUCGCGUGCGUGGAUCAGAUAAUAACGCAAGAGUAAUAAGAGUCAAUCCAUGUGUCAUAACAGUAUGCAUGUAUCAUGUUGGAUGUAUCCAGAGCGUUGUAUUUAUUAAUAUUGAUAUUAUAUAGGGAUGUAUGACUCGAUAUUUGAUAGUAGCAAUUAGCUUUACGUAAUUAAUACGGAGGUAAGAUCGAUGUUGCUUUUUUUACUUGCUUUCUUUCGUUCUAUCUUUCUCUUUCUUCGUGUCUUCUUGUCCACAAUGUCAAGAACAAAAAUUCUGGACGCAAAGUAUAGUCUCGUUAAAGAGGCUAUAUUAAUAGUAUUUAAAGCAGGAUGUGUCCACCCUACAUUUACGAAAGACACAAAACGUAUAUCAAACGAAAUUUAUCGUCGAAUACUAUUUAUGUAUAUAUAUAUAUAUAUAUAUAUAUAU
Messenger RNA from Pogonomyrmex barbatus (red harvester ant), 5818 nucleotides. It is a transcript of the gene RhoGAPp190, whose product is annotated as Rho GTPase-activating protein 190. The record is from RefSeq and is a predicted model, not a curated record. Gene Ontology annotation, biological process: regulation of cell size; Rho protein signal transduction; regulation of axonogenesis. Gene Ontology annotation, cellular component: cytosol. Gene Ontology annotation, molecular function: GTP binding; GTPase activator activity; GTPase activity. NCBI's taxonomy places the organism in Eukaryota, Metazoa, Arthropoda, Insecta, Hymenoptera, Formicidae.